Messenger RNA from Psylliodes chrysocephalus, 1917 nucleotides. The record is from the annotation of a GenBank genome assembly. NCBI's taxonomy places the organism in Eukaryota, Metazoa, Arthropoda, Insecta, Coleoptera, Chrysomelidae.
AUGUCUGGAAGUCUUUGUCAAGAGGCAAUUGAAAGAAACCAACACCUGGUCGAAGCAUGGGAGAAAAUGAUCAAUGAAAUUCCCAAUACUCACCGAAGAAAAAAGGACAUUACAAAAAAAAUAUCUCAAAACGCCAAGGAAUUCCAAAAAGAUAGUAUAACCAAGUGGAUAGAUAAGCACAGGCUAGAGCCAAUCGAAAAAAUAAUCUUCGACGCAGACACCCAAACCAUACCACCAAAGAAAAAAGAGACCUCCGAAAUGUCCACACAAACGAAGCCGUGGCACGGCACAUAUAUCCAGGAAAACCUAAAAUCCUUAGAGGGAAUUGAAGACUUGGAACAAUAUAGACAAGUCGAAGGCUUGAAGUGGGACCAGAGCCUGUUUAAGCAGACGGAAGUCAUCGUGGGGAACCCACUUGCCACAGGUGACCAGAUAACCAAGGUGGUGCUGAUUGAGUCAAGCGACAAGGAGAUGAGGUCUAGUAUUCAGAGUCGGCUGAAUAUGUUAGGAGGGGAACUCAGGAGAUGCAACUCGGUAUCAUUCCAUGACAAGAAAAAAAGAAAAAUUAUGGAAACUUCCAUGAUAGACUCUACAUUGGAUAUCUACAAGCAAAGAGAAAGUGUUGAAGCAUAUAUUAUAAAUGAAGCUAUCGAAAGGAACAAGAAACUGGUAGAAACUUUAGAAAAAAUUAUCGGGGAAAUACCAAACACCCAUAGAGGGAUCAAGGAUAUCACAAAACAAAUGGUACAAAACACCAAGGACUUCGAAAGAGAAUGUGUAGUCAAAUGGUUGGAAAAACACACUCUCGAGUCCAUCGAGAAGUUAACUUUUGACGCGGACACGCAAACUACGAGGCCUCUAAAGAAAGUGGAUACAGCCGAAAUGGCUACCCAGACAGAACCCUGGCAUGAACAAAUAACUAAGGUAAAAUCAGAGACGGACGGAGUACAACUGAGCACCAAAAAAAUCAUCAAGGUUCACAAUGACGGCACAACACCAGACAUAUGGGAGAAAUUGCAUAAGAUUAGGGAAGAGACUCUGAUGGAUGGAAAUGUGGCAAUCCAUCACAUCAAUAACACCACUCCAGAGAACCUACAAAAAAUGACCGAAACCAUCUUCAAUAAGACAAAUACCAAAGUGGCUAUUUACACCACCGCGACCAAUAGAGAAGCCGAAAAGACUAGAACGACAUAUGGAAUGAUUAUUAGCGACGGGGAGAAAAUCUAUAAGGAAGUUCUAAGCAGGGUCAAGAAUAUAGUUGGAAAAAACUCAUCAGUCAAAGCCAUCAGGGAGCUCAGGAGCACAAAAGACGGAAAACUAUUACUUACCAUAGAGAAAGACCAGACAGCCUUAAAGAAUCUACAUAAUGCCCUGGCAGAAAGCACGACGGGCCUAAAAACAAGGAGGAUAGGCAUGGAAAAGAGCACGGCAUUACACCUCAGAGGGAUGGAAGCAGACACCACCCUGGAAGAUAUUAAACUGUCAAUUACAGAAAUCAUCGGCAAAUGGGAAGAGGAAAACAAAAUAAGCGAACUCCGUCCACUUAACAAUGACACAUUAGCGGCAACUAUCACACUAAGUGCAAAUGAUGCAGAAAAAGUUCUAAAAGAAGGUCCCAUAAGGAUUGGGCUAGUCAAAUGUAAGGUGGAAAAGAGACUGAACAUUAGGCGAUGCCAAAGAUGCUGGUCGCACGACCAUUAUUCUGACGCAUGUAACGGCCCGGACAGAUCAAAAAACUGCUUUAAAUGCGGACAGAGUGACCAUAGCUCAAAGGAUUGUAAAAAAGAAGAAGCAUGUCCAUUAUGCACUACAUCAGGACACAAAAUGGGUACCAUGAAAUGUCCAAAAUUCAAAUUCGCAUUAAAAAAUGGCAGACUCGAAGAAAGAAACAAGAAUUCCACGGUUACGACGACCUGA